AUGGAGAUUGACGGCGCUGAGGCGCUGCCUUCGCGGCCGAAGCACCCAAGGGCUCCAGAAGAGCCUGGAAUUGAGACAGAGUCACCCAGCAAGCGCCAGGCUUCUAAGACAUCGGCAGUAAUUCCCGCUCCUGUGGUGUUUCCCUGGCGAACCUGCCACGAUGAAGACGAUGUCAAUCGGCUCAAAAUCAAGGAGAAAGCUGUUCAGCGUGCGGAAGAGGAGUGCAGAAGAAUCCGAGGGAUUCUUGACCACUUCCUCAAAACAAACGAACUUGACAGGAUGGACGCCAUAAUCAUGGGAAAACAGAUGAUCGAGCACUGGAUUACUGAGCAUGAUCGCAUUCGCCGGAAGCACCAGAAUCUCCGGAUUUUAGUCGGAGUCGAAGGUCCGACCGGAGCUGGAAAGUCGUCUUUCUUGGGCUCACUGCUCGGCAUUUCUGAGUUGUUUCCGUCAGGACAGGAGGCGGCGGCCACUGCAGUGGUUGGAAAAGUCAGCUGGAACUGGGUUGAUGCACCUGGGUUUGAGUUCAGAGCCAAAGUGAUCUUCCGAAAUAAAGCAGACGUCGAGCGCGAUCUUGAGAACCUUUUGCAAGAUUUGAAUCAGUUGUCAAGUCUGUUGGUCGAGAAUGCGGAGAACGCCAAGAACCAAGGCGGUCUAGCCAAAGACCAGGCAGAUAGUAUCUCCGUCAUACGAAGCUCGAUCGAGCACCAACUCCCUAAGGUCAACGCUGUCUGGGGUUUCGAAGAGGCUGCUCUUGCGGAACUGGCGCGCCCAUGCCCAGAAGAAAGUUCCUACUCUCAGAUGGUGCAGAACAUUCUGAACACCAAUCCGAAAGCCCUGCACUUUCUUAACUCGGGUAUUGAGAGAUUCAACGCAAGUAAAUCGAAAGACCUUGCGGAUGCGAUCAAGCCGUUUCUUGACUCGACUCCCGGCAAACAUGGCGGUUUCAAUCAGUUUUCGGCGUGGCCGUUGGUCAAAGAAGUCCGUAUCUACACCAAAGCUGAUAUUCUCAAGACUGGGAUUACCCUGGUCGAUCUACCUGGAUGCGGUGAUGUUGUAGAGAGUCGCUCCGAAGUGGCUGGACAGUUUUCCAAUCGCCUCGAUGUCCGGCUUGUUGUGAGCCCUAUUAUCCGCGCGACUGAUGAGAAGCAAGGCCAAGCCUUGAUGCGAAAUGGUUUCGAUGAAGCGCAAAUGAAAAUAAGUGGGAAACUUAAUGGGCAUGGAUUUUGUGUCAUCAUGUCAAAGAUGGAUGAAAUGAAGGUUGAUACUUACAUCUCACAAUGCCCAGACUUGCAUCGCAAUCAAGAAGUCAUUCAAAAGCUCAACGAGCUUGCGAAUCUCAAGCAGGAGAAAGACUCGUUGAAGCCCAUGCACACCGUUCUCAAAGAAAACAAGAAGACCGCUGAAAAACAGAGAGGGAAAGCACAGAAGGCCUAUGACAAGGCCAUUCGCAAACAUGAGAAGAAGCUUAAGAAAAACCCAAACGGGAGUGGUGAGCACUUAUCCGCGCUUCGAAUAGAACGAGACCAGCUAGCACAAGCAUUCGAGAGAGCAGACAACCAACUUAAACAACAUGAGGCACGAAAGACAAAGAUUUCGAAAGACAUGUCAUCCAUCAGCGACUGGCUACACCAUCGCUCAGUACAGACUCGGAACGCCCGUGUCAUUCAGCGAAUCCGUGCCGACUUUGCCAGGCGACAGCGGAACAUGGGCCGUGGUGGAGCUUCUAGACAGCAUGAACAUCAAAAUGAGUACCAACUUCCCAUUCUCCCGGUCUCAACACAUGCCUUUUGGCAACUCCACAGUGGAGAUACUCACAUGGCGGGAUUUCCAAGCCUCAACUUCACUGGUGUUCCCUUUGCAGGACAAUGGCUACAUCGAGCCACCUUGAGCAAACGAGAGAAACACCUUGAUGAGGUGCUGGAAGAGUACCAAAAUUUAUUCACGAUGAUGCAGAUAUACUCUUCCCCCAAUGGCCUGGACGGUAAAUUUAAUUUCACCCGAGAGCAGGUUGAAGAGGUUCUGGCAGAAACCCAUAAGCUGUAUACACAAAAACUCGGCGCUACACUACGUGAAUCUUGUGCCGCGAUCCAGCGACUGAAUCCUUUGGAGCUCAAAGAUGAAGCCAAGCAGAGGUUCCUUGAUGAGGCUCUCCGCAUUGUUCAGAAAUGGAGCUACAAGUUCCCCGACGAUGAACAUAACAUCGAAAGGAUGCAUUGGUGCACGUAUAUGGCCAACCUCAAUCGCGAUGGUUUAAAGUUCAGCAGCUAUGCAACUGGUGUCACGUACACUUGGAUGGAACACUUAGUCGAACCGAUCAUGAAGUCUAUCAGUAAUGAUUGGGAUGACAAGAUCAACAAGCGACUGCCAACGAUCAAGUCUCCCAUGAUUUUGGGAUACUCACAGGUCUUCACACAGUAUCUGAAUGAGUUGAAUCGUCUCAUCAGUGACAAGGUGCCAUCAUUGGCAGUCAGCUUCAGCAAUGUGCGACCGAUCUUGGAAAAUUCACAGCGAGCUACAGAGCUCAAGGUUCGCGACGCUUUAAGCGAACUUUCGAACAAUAUCGCUCAUGUCGCUUCCGUUGCUGACGUGCACAUGGCCGUUCAAUGGAGGACGACAUUCCGGGCUGCUCUGUUGGACACUGGCAUCGGUUCUUAUCAACGACGACAGGACAUCAUCGAGAAAAAGAUCAAGAGAGAUGUUAAGGCUAUAUGCCAGAAGACGAUCAAACGUCUCGAAACGGGGGUUGAAGAGCAGAAGGCCUUGGUUCCCAAACAAAUGUCCAAGAUUGUGACCGAAGAAAUGCUGAACGUCAAACAGCAGAUGUCUUUUCUGGUCAACAAUCUUGUCGAGAACUUUGAGGCAAGUCCGGAGAAGGCAGAAGUGAAAACGAACCUACAGCAGAUGAUCCGUCAUCAUGUUGAAGCCUGGGAAGCGGCCUGGGCUCAAAAGGGAAACUACGGUGAGCACAUCCUCGAUCUGGAUCUCAGCAUCCCAACCGUGAUGCCAGAGCCCGUCGAUGAGGAGAACGCUUCAUCUGAGACAUCUGAGACUGAAGACGACUCAUCGUCAGAAGAUGAGAUUGCUGCGUCUGACGCAGACAGCCAGUACCACAUCUGA
This is a messenger RNA of Fusarium musae, 3120 nucleotides long. RefSeq lists its product as uncharacterized. The coding region runs from base 1 to 3120 and encodes 1039 amino acids. The record is from RefSeq and is a predicted model, not a curated record. NCBI's taxonomy places the organism in Eukaryota, Fungi, Ascomycota, Sordariomycetes, Hypocreales, Nectriaceae. The transcript has 6 exons.